CUUUUAAAUGCACUGGGGGCAGUGCCUCUAAAACUUUGCUGCCCAUCUGCAGCAAGUUUUAAAAUCGGCACAGUGGAGAUUUUGUAUUACUCUUUAUGUGCUCCAAAAUCAGUUUUGUGUUUUUUGUGCUGGUUGGAGGCAGACUCUUCAGGUUGUAUUAUACAUUUCAGUUUGAAGUUAUUAACGUGAUAUGCAUAAUUAAUAUGCAUUGUUAAAUUACUCUUAUGAUUUUAUAACACAAUAUGCAAAUUGCAAAGCACCCAUUUACCUACUCACAUGUUUGUAGACCUACUGAUUUUUUAUUUCGAUAUAAUGUAUGUUUGUUUAUUGAACACACCGGCGAUAGUAAUUUUCAAACGCAAAAAUUAACUUGUAAAGUUGAUUUUACAACUCAGACGCAAAAUCUACCUAUACAAUAUCGUGUAGCAAUAUGUGUCGGCAUCCUGUUAUCGUAAUUGUCGUGGCGCUUUUUGCGAGUGGCUGGUAGCCUGGUGCCAUGUCAAAUGACUGGUAUGGUCUGGAUUUUUGUAAAAAUUAUUGUUAUUUAUCUGUCAUUUUUCCGUCAAUUAAAGCACUAUCAGCUUUCAAGGCCAUCAGAAUUGUGACAGGAUAUCGCAAGGAUAACGUUUGCGUUAUCAAAUAUGGCAGAUUCUCAUUAAGACAAUACAGUUUAUCUGUGGGCUUCUUCACCAAUUUAAGAAGACCUAAACUGAUAAACGGACCGAUCAUGACAAAUGAAAGAAAGUCGAUGCGGUAAUCACGCCAUGUUCCCAAUAUCAUUCUUUAUGGCAACACUUAUGACCUUUUGGCCAUAGCGUAGUUUUCCUAAGGUAGAUAUCGGUGUCGGAUAUUUACCGUAAUCUAGUAAUCCCAUAGGCUCGUUUGCCUUAGCUUCAUGCACAUAUUUUACACUGAAAAUUUGUUGUAAUUAAUCGCUAUUCUGCGCUGUUGUUGCUGUAUAUUUUUGCUUGGAUCUCAUUUGUACAUUCUCUGCAAACUUCUGCAUGGAUCUCGCUCAUCACCAUUAAUCAUGAUGCGUUUAUGGCUGUUUUGCCUAUUUGUGGCCGGUAUAAGUGCAUACCGGUGUCCGGGUCCAGACUGGCAUGCGCGGGAAAACACCGACGAUUGUUAUUAUGUGGAUCGUCCUGAUUUCGAUUCGACAGGAAAAUCAUGGGAGGAAGCUAGUCAGGAGUGCCAGAUUCGGGGUGGAAACUUAGCGGAUUCCUACAGCCAAGCUGAUCUGGAUUAUCUGAAGACAAGGUUGCACAAUGCUCCUGGAAUAGGCCUGCUUGAUUAUGCUUAUAAUUAUUACUGGAUCGAUUUAUCCUAUGCCUCUGGAGAAUGGAAAUGGCAGACAAGUGGCCGCGUGUUCACUGAAGGCGACUUAGGGUCAUACAAUCCCAACCGAGAUUCCUACUUCACUUCUUCGACAGCGAGCGAACGUGCCAAAAUGCGUGUAACCAUCAGACAUCGAGAAGACGGCUACGUUGACGUUGCCAUUCCACAGCCAGGUGGACUUUUUGGAACAACACCUCGUAAAGGCAAUUUUAUCUGCAAAGCCGCACACUCUUCUCGUCCACUAUGUAAAACUGAGCAAGGAUGGAGUUAUAUCAAUGGACGCUGUUGGAUGUUCCAUCGUCAGAUGGCUACUUGGGAUGCCGCUCAGAAAAUCUGUUUCGCUGAAGGUGGUUAUAUAGGUGUACCGAACAGCGACGAAGAGAACACCCGCAUUACAGUCUGGGAACGCUCCAUCAGUGUCAGUGAUGCGUGGUUGGGGCUAAAGGUCACGAAAGAUGUGAACACCUUUCCCUCAAAUGUCAUAUGGUUGGAUGGAACGUCCAUGCUGGCGCACGCCUAUAAUCAAUGGCCUACAACAGAUAUCAGUGGUUAUCUAAAUCAGUUAUCCGAUGGUACACGGUACUGCGGUGUCCACAAGAGAUCGCUCACCUCAUCGCAGCAAUCCAAAUGGGAACUGUCCGCCAGUUGUGAUACAACUCGAGCCUACGCAUGCGAAACUGAUACUGAAAAAUGUCCGUAUGGAUGGGAACACUACAGCGGACAGUGCUACAGCAUCGAAGGCGGCGAUGAUAACUUGGCUAAUUGGGGCGAGGCAUCGUUGCGCUGUAUCGGAAUGGGUGGUCACCUGGCGAUUAUAACAGACUCCAAUGUGCAAUCGUUUUUGGUGCAACAUAUCCGGCGUAUGGGUUGGUCAGCUUCGUCGAUCCAAUACUUCUACCUGGGACUUAGUGCGAACCCCAACGCUGGAUUCACGUGGGUGAACAACAACGACGCUCUGAGCAGCAGUUAUCUGAACUGGGCAACCGGUCAGCCGCCCGUUACCAACACACGCCGGUGUGCGUAUAUGCAGAUGACGGAAACAAACGGCCAGUGGGCAGCCACCACGAACUGUCUGGAUCCGUUGGGUUAUGUGUGUCAAGCCAGGGUGGGCAAUGCAAACAUUACCGAAUAUGUGAAACCGGAAGCCAAGUGUGACCCACCGUUUGAGAAGUAUCAUGGCACAUGUUUCUACUAUUCUGGCAAACCCGAUAAUCCCAUAAAGAAGAACUGGCAGGAUGCUGUCAUGCAUUGUCGGUCGCUAAAUUCGACAUUGGCGGAGAUUACCAGUGCUGGUGAAAAUAAUUUCAUUCGAGAAUAUCUCAGUGCCCGUGCUUGGAUCGGGUAUAAGAGACAGCCUAGUGAAUCCGGCAGCGAUAUUAUUCGAUACUCCGAUGACCGCAUUGUUCCCGGAACGGCCUUCACUAAUUACCGCUCAACUUUUGUAUUCGAAAACAAAUACUGCUACGCUAUGUUACCGCCCGAUGGUCCCCUGGCUCUUAUUCCCGCAUGGGGCAAAUGGGAUAUAGAAUCGUGUGAUGACGAAAAUUUUUUUGUGUGUACUCAUCGUGGACCAAUGACAUUUUUACCGACACGCCCUGCUACUGACCUUUACACACCAGAAUGCGGUGCCGAUUGGGCAUACGUUGGAGGUCAUUGUUACAAGAUUAACCUGGAGAGAGCACCCUAUGAUUACGCCUCCCAAAUGUGCCGUGGCUUGGAUCCAACAUCCAAUCUAGUGUACAUUCGUGAUGACAAUGAGAAUAACGUUCUGAAAGAUCUCAUCAACGAAAAGUUUAACAACAUCUCCAUACCGGGUUUGUCGAAUGCGGAGACGUUUUGGACAGGCCUGCGGAUAACCAAUAAGAACCAGUGGCACUGGGCCUACCGUAAUGAACAUAUGUGGAGCAAACCGAUGGCCUUCACCAACUGGGCACCUAAUCAGCCGAAUCCUUCCCUUUCGUACUCAACGGUCACGCCAAAAUGCGGUUUCCUUCGACGCGAUGCUUCCGCUGAAUGGGAAGCGAGUGAAUGUGACCUUUACAGGCCGUUCAUUUGUAAGAAGCAUGCUGUCCGUCCGCAAAACGCUACAGAACAAACGGGAACGACCACCGCUUCCCCUCCACUGGGCAUGAACUUUACAAUGGGUUGCAAGCCGGGCUGGCAGCGAAGUGGUGAUCACUGCUACCAUCAUUACCGCAACCAGACCGACUGGUUUACCGCUUUCCAGCAUUGCCGCACCUUUGGAAAUAAAUUCCGUCUCGCUGAACUGCAUAACCAGGCAAACUUUGACGAAGUCGGAGCGUUCCUUAACGGUGGCUGGAUCGGGAUGGACAGUGUGGAAAAACCUCAGUCACCACGCCAGUUCAUCUAUCUCCACAACCGACAGGUCCCCAAUUAUACACCGUGGGAAUCGCAGUUAUCACGUCCAGCAUAUGGUGAAAACUGUGUCGCCAUGUCGGGUAAAGGCCUGGUGGCGUAUAACUGCGGGGAAAUCAAAUCCUAUACGUGUAUGACGGAAGUGACCCCGGUGGAACUGGACCCCAAUGAAUGCCUGAAGCCGGUACAGGAUCAUGGCUGUCGGCGCUGGGGUUACGGUCGCGGGCACAAGUGUUAUUACAUGGGCAACGAUGCCAGUCACUUUGGGACACGGGAAUUAGUCAACUUUCAACAGGCGCGAGCGUUCUGCCAACAGAAUUUUGGUGGUGAUUUGGCGGUGGUCAACUCCGAUGAGGUGCAGCAGUUUAUGACCUUUUUAAUCGGCAGCUGGGGUUCGGAUUACUGGAUUGGCCUGCGAGAGGAUGCUAACCCGUGGAAUUCCUUUAAGAAGUGGAUUAACGGCGAGGAUGUCGCGUAUACCAACUGGGCGCACAAUGAACCGCAUUUCCAUCAGCAGACCACCGGGUGUGUGGCGAUGCACUCACAACGCACGGAUACGGCCGAGACGGGUGACUGGUAUGUUGGGCAGUGCGAUGUGGCCAAGUUCGCUCUGUGUGAGGCACCGCGCAAUGGAUGGUCACCACCAACCCCGCGACCGACGGCGCAUUUUGUUGGUGGUUGCCCGAGAGGAUGGAAAGCGCCGAGUGAUCCAUCGGCACUGCAUUGUUACUAUGCGUUUGCUCCCCCGGAUCAGCUGCCCAAUCAACCUGUUGAUCCAACCAAGUUAACAUGGCAGGAAGCGGAAACAUCCUGCAAUGCUUUUGGUGGACAUCUGGCAUCAAUCGCAACAGAAUUCGAAUACCGGCACAUUCUGGAUAAUGUGCUACCUAAUCGCAACAGCAGUUACAGCUACUGGAUUGGAUUGCAAGAGAACAUUUACGGAGAUUUCGAAUGGUCAGACGGGACACCGUAUGGUACCUUUGCCUUCUGGCAUCCCAACUACAAUCAGAAUAACGAGAUCAUAAGCGCGGACUGUGUGGCCAUGGAUGGCAACGAAGGGAAAUGGUUUGUUCAGAGCUGUAAUUUGGCAUGGGGAUGGGUGUGCGAGAUUCCUCGAGGAUGGUACAACGAGACCGAUGACAUCAUGCAGGUCACCGUGCCGGCUCCAACAAUUACCAACGCUCGAUGUCCUUCCGGGUCCACCGAUGACGGAGACUGGUUCUAUCACGCGCAGUCAGACAAGUGCUUCUUUGUGUCCCGUGUAAAAGAUUCAUGGGAGAACGCCCAUAUGGCUUGCAACCUGAAAGGCACCAAUCUCGCUAGUGUUUCCUCGACGCAACAGCCCUUCCUCAUGACGAUACUGACCCGGUAUGCCGCGCAUGAUAAUCUCUUCUGGCUGGGCUUGCGACUGACCCACCCUACCAAGAGACAGUACAGUUGGGUGGACAACAACCAGGACGUGUACCGCAACUGGGGCAAGGACGAGCCCCACCUCGAGGGCAUCGAAGGGUGUGGCGCUAUCAGUAAUGUCAAUGGAAAAUGGCGCGAUGCCAAUUGCCAGCGACAGUUGCACUAUAUCUGCAUGCAGGGAUUCAGUGUCGUUAAUCCGCCGACACUUCCCCCGGUACAGGAAGAAUGGGGUUGCCCUAACUGUCCCGACUGUAUCAUUUUCCGCGACCAUUGCUACUUUAUUUCACCGACUGCUGAACGAAAAAGCUGGAAAGCUGCCGAACAGGCAUGCCACGAUAAAUACUUCGCCGAUGAGAGAGGAUACCGACUGACAUCGGUCCACAACCAGUUCGAACAGGAUUUCUUAUCCACGUAUCUCAUGAAGGAUGAAAUUGACCGAUGGGGUGGAUUGUAUCAAGAUCCAAGCCGUGCGUUCCAGUUCUAUUGGUCAGAUCAGACGCCCAUUGACUAUACCAACUGGGUUCCGGGCGAGCCAAAUUACCAUCCUGAGGGGGCUGUCUGCGGUGAAAUCAAAGGCCCGAAAGCGCAGGCCGGCAAAUGGAACGAUGACUUGUGUACGGUUGAAAAAGGCUACAUUUGUAAAGGACGACGAGAGUCUGGAGCAUGGAAACCCAGCCCGGCAUCUUUACAGGGCAGUUGCCCGAUUGGUUAUGUCCAAGUCGGUGACGCCUGUUUUGUCGUACGAGAAGUCAACGGAGACCGCGACCGGGCGCAGAGCGUCUGCACGCAGAGCGACCCGUCCAGCCGUAUUGCGUCAGUGUUGGAUGCCAUGGAAAGCAUGCAAGCACAUUUGCUGCUAGGUGAAAAGGAGAACUACCCCAGCGCCACCGGUCCCGCUAAGGCCUGGCUCGGUUUGACCUAUGAAAACGGGAAGCUGCAGUACAGAGAAUCUAGCUGUUACACGUCCUUUAACAACAUCCAGGACUUCUAUUCGUAUUCGGGCCGAGAUAAGAAAUGUGUGUAUAUGGAGUGGAAUGGAAAGUGGAAACUGGAGGAUUGUACCGGUGUCAAUGCCACGCUGAAAUACACGAUUUGCGAAAGACGAUUAACUCCUUGUCAAACCGUCCCACCGCAGUUCACUGGACACUGUCCAACCGGUUUCCCGAAUGAAUGCAAUGACUACUGUUUAGCACUGCAGUAUAACACCGUCCAAGCUCCCAAUUCAAUCGCCAAGAAGAGUUUCCAGGAAGCCCGAGUGGACUGCCAGAGCCGAGGCGGAAGUUUGGUAUCUAUUCGCAGCCAACAGGAUCAGGAAUGCCUGAUGCGCUAUAUGAAAGACGCUUUUGAAAGCCUCUGGAUUGGUCUGUACGAGCAGUACGAUGUUGCAACCAAUUCGUACACCUGGAAGUGGAUUGACGAUACCGUUGCACUUGGAAACUUUGCUAACUGGAACACCGGCGAACCAACGUAUUUUAAUCCACGAGAAGAUUGUGUGGAGAUUUUGCCGAAUGGAUUGUGGAACAAUGUUCCUUGUAACGACUGGUACAACACGCGACGUGGAUACGUAUGUGAGGCACGAAAGAUCGGCGAUGGUGUGAGCACUCAACCUCCGCAAACGACGCGGACGCAGCCGACUGUGCCAACAGCACCUUCGGUUCAAACAAUCCCAACCCCGACGACUAGACAAACACCGCCUCCACAACCAGGAUCGUCGACCUCGGCGCCGACAGGUCCUACCCACCAGACUCCUGCAGGUGGCUCGUCCACAGGGUCCACCCGACGGGAAGAAGGUACCCCGCCUCCCACGAUUUUGCCUGAGACAUACACCGGCGGCAUCGGUGCAGGAGGUUUAGCGGGUAUCGGUGUGACCAUUGCCAUUCUCGUACCGGCGCUGACCGUUGCGGGAUACAUCUUCUGGAAACGGAGAAAUGUGGGCCACGUCGAUAAGUCUCAGUCGUCCUUUAAGCGAGGAAUGGCCGUGGACGAGGAGCCGGUAAUUGAUCCGGAGCAAGCGUAUGAUAGCUAUACGUAGAGAGAAAUUACUGGCUGGAACUGUACAUGAGUGUUUGAGGAAUUUGUUGUUAAGAUGUGAUCUGAUGGGUGAUGGCGUGGUUCGGUUAUUUUGUACCGUUUGACGGCAAUUAUUGCGUAGCGUGUUGGAUAUGUUUAUAUAAUAAUUACACAAUAUUAUUGUUUGCAAGCUUGCUAAUAAACAUCGAUCUAUGAA
Molecule: messenger RNA, 7351 nt
Organism: Paramacrobiotus metropolitanus
Lineage: Eukaryota; Metazoa; Tardigrada; Eutardigrada; Parachela; Macrobiotidae
Product: macrophage mannose receptor 1-like
Exons: 26
Coding region: 1031-7156 (2041 amino acids)
Molecular function (GO): signaling receptor activity
Source: RefSeq, a predicted model, not a curated record